GGUGCAAAGAAACCAUGGACGAGUUACCUGAGACUCAACCAUGCAAUAACAAAACAUAACAGCCUAGAUGACGUGGGUUAUUUGAUUAAGUCCACAAUUUGUACAGUCAAAAAAUGUUCACCGUUUGUUUCUUUUAAUCAAAUCAUUGCGUCGAAUUCAUUUUCUGCGGUCAUCUUCCUUGGCUGGUUUGUUUUUCAGUGAUGGAGCACAUCCGAAUGCCUAAGGUGGAGAAUGUCCAUCUGCUCGACCGGAUGAGCUCCAGAAAACUGUGUGUUGGCACACUGUACCUAACAGCAACCCAUACCAUCUUUGCCGAAAAUGUGUCCGAAAUGCGCAAAGAAACAUGGGUGCUGCACAGCCUUGUGUGUGGUGUAGAGAAGCAGUCGACAAUCGCAGCGGGCUGCCCGCUGCUCAUCCGCUGCAAGAACUUCCAGGUCAUCAAGCUUGUCAUCCCCCAGGAGAGAGACUGCCAGGAUGUGUAUGUGUCCCUCAUGCGCCUCACCAGACCAGAGAGAUAUGGGGAAUUGAGCUGCUUCUCCUUCAAACCCAAGCUGGACAAGGAGGCGAGAGGGCUGGCCUGGAGCUUUAUAGACCUCAAAGCCGAAUACAGUCGCAUGGGCUUCCCCAACAACCUGUGGCAAAUCACUCACGCUAACCACGAAUACAGGGUAUGCGAUACUUACCCCUCCGACCUCUACGUGCCCACCUCGGCCACUCCGCCCGUUAUCGUCGGUAGCUCCAAAUUCCGAAGCAGAGGGCGCUUUCCCACGCUGUCGUACUACCGCCAAGAUAACCAGGCUGCGAUAUGUCGCAGUAGCCAGCCCCUGUCUGGCUUCAGCGCCCGGUGCAUGGAGGAUGAGAGCAUGCUGCAGGCCAUCAUGAAGUCCAACCCUGGCAGCGACUUUAUGUACGUGGUCGACACCAGACCCAAGCUGAACGCCAUGGCCAAUCGGGCUGCAGGGAAAGGCUAUGAAAAUGAAGACAAUUACUCCAACAUUAAAUUUCAGUUUGUUGGCAUCGAGAAUAUCCACGUGAUGAGGAACAGUCUGCAGAAAAUGGUAGAAGUGUGCGAGCUCAAGUCUCCGUCCAUGGGGGACUUCCUGUGGGGGCUGGAGAACUCCGGCUGGCUCAAACACAUCAAGGCCAUCCUGGACGCCGGCAUCUUCAUAGCCAAGGCCGUGGCGGAGGAGGGCGUCAGUGUGCUGGUGCACUGCUCGGAUGGCUGGGACCGGACCGCUCAGGUGUGCUCUGUGGCCAGCCUGCUCCUCGACCCCUACUACAGGACUCUGAAGGGCCUCAUGGUACUCAUUGAGAGAGACUGGGUAUCAUUCGGACACAAGUUCUCCCACCGGUAUAACCAUCUGGACGGAGACCCUAAAGAGGUGUCCCCCGUCAUCGACCAGUUCAUCGAGUGCGUCUGGCAGCUCAUGGAGCAGUUCCCCUGUGCCUUCGAGUUCAACGAGAGGUUCCUCGUCCAAAUCCACAGCCACGUCUACUCCUGCCAGUACGGCAACUUCCUGUGUAACAGUCAGCGGGAGAGGAGAGAGCUUAGGCUACGUGAAAGGACUCACUCUGUUUGGGCAUACUUGUGGAAGAACAAGGCUGACUUCAUGAAUCCUCUGUACAGACCAGACCACAGUCAGGCUCAAGGAGUUCUACGGCCAGUUACCACCCCCUACUGUUUUAAGUUCUGGAGGGGCUUGUAUAACCGCUUCGACAAAGGCCUGCACCCACGCCAGUCUGCCCUGGACUGCCUGAUGGCUGUGGCUGAGGAGACUCAGCAGCUAGAGGAGGAGCUGACCGUGCACCAGGAGAGAAUAGAAAAGCUGCGAAAGAAUCCAGGAAUGAAGAUCGUCAUGGAGACAGAUCCAGUGGAAAUUAGCAAACAUGUCCGGGCUCCUUCCUCGGACAGCACCGUGGCCAACACCCCUCAGGACUACAGUGGCAGCCUGGGCCAGCAGGGGGAGCCAGAGAGCGCCCUGCUGAUCCUCCCUCGGGACACGCUGAAGAGCUCAGACCCUGACCUCUCCGCCAACAGUGACCAGGAGUCGGGCGUGGCGGACCUGAGCUGCCGCUCGCCCGGCGGAGGAGACUCCCUACCCAGCGAGGAUAGCGCCAAGGACCCGGACUCGGACGAGGCCGUCUACUCCGCUGCCUGAGCACAAAUGGGUGGAGCAAAUAUGCAAUGUCAGGGGCGAGCUUCGCUUUGCAAACACGGCUGUGAAAUAUAAACUUAAGACAUAAACUUGGGGCCAGUAUGACUUGAAUUCACAAUUAGAGGUGAGUGGUGUGUAUAAAGUUGUAUCAUUUUAUGUGAAAUGUAGUCCCCCCCCCAUUUCUCAUUGGCCAUUUUAUGUGUAUGUGUAUUUGUCUUCCAUGCAAGGAGAAUGUGAAUCAUUACAGACUGAUGUGAAUCUGUUUUUGAAGACACAAUUGCUCUUGGCUGGGAAAAAAAUAUAUUUGGUCCAAUGUCAAUUCAUUAAGCAUUUUUAUCAUCCACUGAAGUGGGGAAAAAUAAAUAUUGAACAAAGAAGUAUUAAAUACCCAAAUCUUAGAAUUUUAAUUAAACACAAAUAAAUGAUGACAGAGGAAGACCAAGUUGUGCAUUAUUUUGUAUUUCUUCUGAGGCAGUGCUUGGGUCAUUCUACGAAGAGCUAAAACUUUAGGAACAUAAAAUUUGUGAUGAGUAAGUCUGACUAAGCAGUUUCUCCAUGGUUAAUCUCCAUUUAAGUUUCAUUUAAAAGUGCAGUUAGAAAAUAAUUGUCAGGUGAGCUACUAUGAAAGAGCUUGUGUUGUGCUUUCACUGUCCUCUUUAAGCCAUAGUGUGGACACUGCUGCUGCUCCCACCUGGAAAUUUCCCUUUCAUCUGCUGACAAAAUGUAGCCUAGCCAGGAUAGCGCUUUUGUUACCAAAGAAAAUGGUACUCUGACCUAAUUCUACCUUUCAUAGAGGAGUAAAUGCAGGACAGGGUGUGCAGAGAUUAUGCUUGACCCUGCUGUUGUCAUAAGCCAAAUCAAAGCAGCCAAAGGAAGCCCAUCUCUGCUUCAUCGUCGCCAAAAAACUAAAAACAUAUUUUCACUGAAUUAAAUCAACUCUAUGGCCAUGAAUCUCUGUUAUCAUCAAUGAAAAAGCAAUACAAUGAGUGUCUUUUUUUGUCUGUUUGCAUCUACAAUACCUCUUUUACACUGAGGGUUACAUAGCUUACAUUAUUGUUCACUUUUGCCUCUAGAAACUUCUGUAUAUUGAGGUAUGUUAUGUUCAGAAUACCAGUACCACCGAACAACUAUAGAGUCUCUUUGAGAAACAAUCAAGGAAAUACAACAGAAAAAUCUUACUUGCUUAUAAGCAAAUAUCGUGAUUUAUUUAAAUUGACAUUGUAUGUUUAUAUGUAUUUAUAUGUAAAGUGGAGAAGUAAUAUGUUAUGCACCCUGUGGUAUGCUGAUAGUGGAUGAGAUGAGGAGCAUUCUUUUGACUAUUUUGAGGUCCUUUCAGAAAUAUCACAAGUUUAAUUCAUGUAUUAGCAGUGUUUAUGGUUGCUCUGGCAUAUACAUGUAGAAACGGCAACAGACUUCCAGGGGUCUGUGUGAAUUAAUAGAAGUAGACUUGUUAUUUUUGGACAUACAAUGUAACAUCAGCCAAGAAUGUCUGAAAUGUUUACUACACAUGCAGGAUCAAACACAUAUUUGUAUAUAAUGUAUGCAACAUAAUUUGUCUGAUUAUGUAUAUAAUUAAAUAAAAUGAAUACCUGUUAA
Molecule: messenger RNA, 3752 nt
Organism: Conger conger (European conger)
Lineage: Eukaryota; Metazoa; Chordata; Actinopteri; Anguilliformes; Congridae
Gene: mtmr7a
Product: myotubularin related protein 7a
Exons: 14
Coding region: 201-2159 (652 amino acids)
Biological process (GO): dephosphorylation
Molecular function (GO): phosphatase activity
Source: RefSeq, a predicted model, not a curated record